UUUGUUCGUCAGUGAGGAGUUGAGGUCCGCUGACAGACGGAGAGCCGGGUCCAGACUCCACAGCACCAAAAUGAGCCUCUUUAAAACCAUAUUAAACUAUGCGGAUGAUUUUAAGUGUUUCACUUCCGGUCAGUGAUCUGUGUCUGUCGCGCGGAUGUUCGUUUGAAGUUGCGGCUCAGCUGCGGUGUUUGAUAUCAGUGUGUUUCAGUGUGUGACACUUCUCCUCCGGACGUUUGGUCACUAACAGCUCCGUUAAAAAGCGACGUCAUGAUACCUGAAUGUCCUCGCGCCGGGACCUCGAGGAGCCGGACCCGCUUCCAGCACAGCCCGGCGGCAGAACCGAGCCAGGCGCGCGGCGGCAGCGGCUUGUUGUCCGACAUCAAAACCACCAUCAGCACCGAGCCGUUCACCGACCACUACACCAUCAUCCCCGGGAAGGAGCUGGGAAGGGGCAAGUUCGCUGUGGUCAGAAAGUGUGUGGAGAAACGCACAGGCAACGAGUACGCUGCAAAGUUCAUGAGGAAGAGACGGAAAGGCCAAGACUGCCGGAUGGAGAUCAUCCAUGAGAUCGCAGUGCUGGAGCUGGCCACAUCCAGCCCCCGCGUCAUCAACCUCCACCAGGUGUACGAGAUGGCUUCUGAGAUGGUGCUGGUCCUGGAGUUUGCGGCUGGAGGUGAGAUCUUCAACCAGUGUGUGUCGGAUCAGGAAGAUGAGGCCUUCAGCGAGGAGGACGUGAAGAGGCUCAUGAGGCAGAUCCUGGAGGGAGUCUCCUUCCUCCACCAGAACAAUGUAGUCCACCUCGACCUGAAGCCUCAGAACAUCCUGCUGACCAGCAGCUCUCCUCUGGGUGACAUCAAGAUCGUGGACUUCGGUCUGUCCAGGAUGGUCAACAGCCACCAGGAGCUCAGGGAGAUCAUGGGAACUCCGGAGUACGUCGCUCCCGAGAUUCUAAACUAUGAGCCCAUCAGCACAGCAACAGAUAUGUGGAGCACUGGUGUGUUGGCCUACGUGAUGCUGACAGGGAUCUCUCCGUUCCUGGGCGAGAACAAGCAGGAGACAUUUCUCAACAUCUCCCAGCUCAACGUGAGCUACACUGAGGAGGAGCUGCAGCAGCUGGACCAGGCCGCCCUGUCCUUCAUCCAGACGCUGCUCUGCAAACAGCCACAGGAUCGGGCCACAGCCGAGCAGUGUCUCAAACACCCCUGGCUUCAGUCCCCAGAGCCACAAAUCCCUCCAACGGUGGAGGAGAUCCUCCCGGCGGAGGACCAGGAGGUGUCAUCCAGCUCCACCAGCAGCUCCACCAGUAGUCCCGAACCUCCCAGCAGCGCCACCACAGCCGAGGAGGAGGAAGAGGACGAGGAGGGUGAAGGCCCGGUGACGGAGGAGCUGAUAGUCAUGGCUGCCUACACCCUGGGUCAGUGCCGCCAGUCCUCCACCUCCACCUCAGAGAAGGAGGCCCUGGCUGCCGAGCAGAAGGCCAUCUCCAAACGCUUCAAGUUUGAGGAGCCUUUCAGCGCCCUGCAGGAGGUGCCCGGAGAGUUCAUCUACUGACCCCACCCACCACAUGACAGUACUGUCUGAGGAAACGUUAGUGUUGUCACGGUAACAAAGAUAAGCCUUGUGAUUAUACGAAUUCCCCUCCAUAUAUACUGUAUGUGUACGAUCAGAUGCUGUUGCACAGUCACUCUGAUUUUAUUUAAGCAGUUGGAUUUAAGUGCAUUUUUUUAAGUACCUGCUCAUGUGUUUCUCCCAUAAUGCUUCACCCUGCUUGACACCCACCCACUCCACCUUCUCAAACAGCCACACUAGGGUCAUGUCUCUUGAUUUGGUUUGCUGUUGUAUUUUUCUGACCAAAUGAAGACACUGAGAUAUUUCCACACGCUGCUGUAGAGUUUGUAAACUUCAACUUUUGAGGUCUUCUUUCCAGAGCUGUCAUCUUAGUCUGACUCUCAGCUGUCAGUCGCACAGGGAGACAUCGCCAAGAGACAGAGAGACAGAGGCUGAAUCCAGAUAUCCACCUCCUAGACGGGGCCUUUACACCUGCAGGGCUGCACGCUAAACGCACAUGUGACCUCUCACAGUGUUUCUCUGAGCAGAAAUCACAGUCUGGAGCUUCUGAUCGUGUCACUUGAGCUUCCUCAGGAGUUUGACCAGUUUCCAUGGACAGAUCAGGGAGUGUGAGAAAACAGUACUUUGAAAGUUUAAACUACAGCAUGACAACAUGUCAAACGAUAUCUCCUGAGGGAGAUUGUUGACUACGACUGAAAGCUUCGGACUAGCUACUAAAUGGACCUUGUGGUAAAUUUGUCAGAUAGCAAUGGAUAUUUUCGCUUUUAUCUAAAUUGUGUCUAACUUUUUUGACACAUUGAUAUUAUUUAGUAUUAUUACAAGUCUCAGGACUUAUCGUUACUCAGAGGUGAAGAGUCUGCACAUGCAGGAUAGUGUGGACAUUUAGAUUCAACAAGAGAAAAACCCAGAGGGACAGGACAAAGUCCAGAGCACAAGACAGACUGAUCAGUGCUAAUUUCAUUGACGAAAACUAUGACGACCUUUUUUCUAUGAUGAAAACGAGACAAUGACGAGCUAAAAAUAGAUCUUGAUAAUAAAAACUAAGAUGAAAUUUGUGUUUAAGUGCUGGACUGUGCUUGCAGUUAUCUUCAGAUGGUAAACUCCAGUAAAUAGUCUGCACCAGGAUGUUUGGGUUGGUGCGAGUUGUGAGCUGUAACAGCGGUGGUUGUUAGCAGCUAGCUCUGCUCGCAGACUUCACAGCUUCACCCCACAGGACUCCACUCAGUCCGGACUGGAGAAGGUUUGUGGGUUGAUGGUGUUUGACAGGCAGGUAGGAGGCUCAGUUAUCUGUGAGUGUAGCUGUGCUGUAAGUAAACAGUCUGAACUCAGAUCAGUUUUCUCUGACAGAGAUGAAAGUUUAGUUUGAAUCACCAACUCUGUGAGAGGACACCAGUUUAAACCUCCAGACUAACAUGUUGCACAUGAAGAAACAAGUUAUGUUUCUGCUUCUUAACAGUCACAUGGAUAAGUCAGAGUUUACAAUGAACCUGGGGACAAAUCUUAGUUGGCUCACAUUAGUUAUUUGUUGAGAGCAUAAAUAGAGAGAUGUUGAGCUUUUCAAAUGAUCAUCAGUAAGUGUGUGCUUGUAAAUCAGCCCUUAAACCUGUCACACACUGCUGGAUACUAUGACUGGUGACUAAAACUAAUUUUUGGUUUGAUGACUGAGACUAAAUCUAAAAUGAAAAUUAACACUGAGACUGAUUAACGUAUUGGUCCACUUUCAGUGUUUCAUCCUAAGAAACUCAAACACAGUGAGUGCUUGAGGGUAUUUAUUUGAGGGUCCUCACACACUCUGUCUAUGAGAGGGAUGCUCUGUCCUAUUAAGAGCCUGACUGAUACUGAAUCUCUUCGGCCAAUACUGAACUAGAUUUCGUAAAGUUUAAUGAAAUUAUACAGAGUAAAAAUUGAUCUUUCAGGGUGGGCUUCUCCAUGUAGAAAGGCAGCGUCGGCCGUGGGCUCAGUUCCAGCCUGCGUCUAAACUGCAUCAAACUGUCCUGUCAGUAAAGGCACAACAGCUCUGAGAAAUAAUCUUUAAAAAAAUAACCUCUCAGUGCUCUGUUGGACAUAUGAUGUCAUGGAGACACGAAAUGACUUGAACAUUUUUGUGCUGUCUGUCUUGUCACUUACUGAAUGACAUACAGCACAUAAGGGAUCAUUUCCAACAGUAGCUGCCAUGUGUGUGUGUGUGUGUGUGUGUUGCUCUUAGUGAUGGCCAAACGAAGCCUCAUGAAGCAUUUUCUUUAUUUUCUGAGCCCACUAGAUGGCGCUCCUGGUUUAAAGAGAGAGGCUCAAAGAAUGGCAAUUCAGUGUGCUUUCAACCUUUUGUUGAACAAAAAGCGCCAUCUAGUGGGCUCAUAAAAUAAAGAAAAUGCUUCAUGAGGCUUCAUUUGGCCAUCACUAGUUGCUCUGUGCAUUGGGAUUCUUAGCCUCUGUGGCAGCCAUUACAUUUGUGAAAUGUACAACUUGAAGUGAUCAUAUCAUGGUCACGUAGCAACAAAAUGAAUCCAGUUUAAAUAUAGAUUCCUCAUAUACUUGUAUAACUACUAUAACGUCAACUUUUGAUCCUGCUCUUCUGUUUUAAGUUAAAAAAAAGUUUUGUCAUUCCUGUAUUUGCAUUGCUAGGCAAUAUCUAUCUGAACAGAUAUGAGUACAUUUCACAAUGCUGGGCUCAAAAUGUUGUUAAAUACAAAGUACUAAUAUAUUGAUUAUGCAAAUUAUCGUAGCCCCCAGCUCUAUAGCUACCUUCACUGUAUGUGGAGUUUAAAACUCCUGAAAACUUGGUUCCAGGUCUUGUUUAUCUUCCUACGACAUUCACGACUUAAUAAGCAGCAAAGUAAAAGUUCAGAAAUAAGCUGUAGUAGUUAUUAUUUAUUACCAGUGUGAAAAUGUGGUGAGCUGAGCUACUGGUUAUUCUACAUCAAAAUAAUGUUUCACCACAUUGAGGCUAUCCCCAGAGAAAUGUAGCGCGCUAAGCUACUAGAAAAUGGCUAAAGUAGUCGGUGAGUUUCAAAGCUACUUUUAUUUUUUGACUUUAUGUCAAAUCAGCGUUUUCUCAGUGAUCAGAAAAACUGUCAGCCAAACAGAUACAGGCAAAAAAUGUUCAGUUGAGCUGUUUAUGAUCAAGUAACAGACUUAAAUUAAAACUUUCUUAACAAACUCAGACAGAAAACAUCUUCAUGUAAGACGCCAUCAGUCCUAAUAAAUAGUUUUCAGGACCUUAAACACUGGCGUCAUAAGCGUGUGGUUGUACUGUCCGGUUGAAUGAAGGAUUCUUAGUGGUCAUGGUAUAAGAUACUGGAAAUUAGUGAUGGCCAAAAGAAGCCUCAUGAAGCAUUUGCUUUAAAUGGUUCUCAUGGUUUAGAGAGAGAGGCUCAAAGAUUGGCAAUUCGGUGUGCUUUCAACCUUUUGUUGGACAAAAAGCGCCAUCUAGUGGGUUCAUAAAAUAAAGAAAAUGCUUCAUGAGGCUUCAUUUGGCCAUCACUACUUAAAAGAUUGCUAAACUCUCACAGUCUGUAGGAGGCUUAAUACAGCAUGUUGAGCUCUGUUACAUAGGUGAUUCUGUGAGGUUUCAGUACGUAGGAUGACCAAACCAUCGUGUUUUGAUCAAGGGCCAAAAGGCAUUCUGGGAAACACUAUGUCACUGACUAAUGUAGAAACAGACAAGUUUGGUUGAGGUAAACUAACUCCUGCCACAGACACCAGAUGAUAUGAGCUGACACUGAGACUCUCUCACAGUGUGUAAAGAUGGUGUAAAUAGCACACACACAGUUCCAGGUAUCAUAUUUGUGUACUGACGAGUGACGGAGUUGAUUUGCAGUUGGGACUGUUGAUCGCACUUAUUACAAAACAACAGGAAGUGACUCACGUUUCUUUCUUUUCAUGAUGUUUGAAUUCAGAAGCCAAAUGUUUGGUGACACCUGCCCGUUGUUUCCUCGUCCGUGCUGCUUUACGAACACGACCAGCUCCUCCUGAUUUGUUUGUACUUUGUCUCAUUUUGUAUUUGGUGCCAUGCUUGGAAAAAAUAUUUGAUGAUUUUUAGCUUUUAUUUUAUUUUUCAUUGCAGGUGUUUCUGUGUACUAUUGCAGAUAUUACUGAGACAGAAUCUUUGAGUUUUCUAAUCCUGUGUACAUGAUGCAAAUUAUUUUUGGUUUUUAUGAGGUACAUAUAUUCGACAGUACUGUUCAAAGAGCCAUUUCACAUAUUCCUCUGACACGAUGGCCUUCCCAUGGUUCAGCUCUCUCUGAAGCAAUAAAGACGGAUCAUUGUAAACUGUACAUGUAGACGUGGAGCUCUGUAGACUUCCAGAGGGUCUGUACUGUAAAUGUUUGUAGUUUAUGUAGUUAUAAGCUCCGAUAAUGUGGGAACCGAUUUGUACAUGAAUGUCCCGUACUGUAAAUAAACAUUU
Messenger RNA from Epinephelus fuscoguttatus (brown-marbled grouper), 5974 nucleotides. RefSeq names its product serine/threonine kinase 17a (gene stk17a). The record is from RefSeq and is a predicted model, not a curated record. Gene Ontology annotation, molecular function: ATP binding; protein serine/threonine kinase activity. Lineage: Eukaryota; Metazoa; Chordata; Actinopteri; Perciformes; Serranidae. Gene Ontology annotation, biological process: positive regulation of apoptotic process; intracellular signal transduction; protein phosphorylation. Gene Ontology annotation, cellular component: nucleus. The coding region runs from base 268 to 1551 and encodes 427 amino acids. The transcript has 7 exons.